Molecule: messenger RNA, 6198 nt
Organism: Drosophila rhopaloa
Lineage: Eukaryota; Metazoa; Arthropoda; Insecta; Diptera; Drosophilidae
Gene: mxc
Product: PHD finger protein rhinoceros
Exons: 7
Coding region: 285-5735 (1816 amino acids)
Molecular function (GO): protein binding
Source: RefSeq, a predicted model, not a curated record
CACAGAAUGCUAUGCUAUGUGUGUUGUACAGUGCUACAAUCCGCAACAACAAAACGAAAAUAGAAGUCAAAUAAGCAAGAAAAUGUGUUUGUGUUCUCGCUAAUAUAACUCAUAAACGUAUUUUGACGUAUUAAGUGCCGAAACCUAGAUCGAGGGCAAAUCAACCAUUAAAAUCGCGACCAAGAACGCCAAUAUAAUACCGAGAAAAAGAAAAGUUGAAAAACGAGGAAACGCGGGGUUUGUGGAGUGGAUGGUGAUGCUCAGCUAAGCCGGGAAGUCCAGCCAUGGAGUCAAUUGUGCUGCAUUCGGAUGUAGCGCGCUUGGUCCUGGGCUACCUGGUCAACCAGAAUCUGAAGAGGGCGGCCCACACUCUGUGUCGCACAUCGCCGCACCUGCAGGAAGAGUUCCUGGCCCUGAAACAGGGCCUGCAGACACACAACUUCCUCAACGGCGGCCUGGAGGAGAUCAUCUGCGAACACGUCAAGAUCACAGGCUUGGUGGCCAGUGCCGUGCAGAAACUGCCGCUGGAGGCGCGUCUGCAGUACCAGCAGUUGAAGUUGUCCGAGCGAGUCAACGAACUGAUAGGCACCGUCGAAAAGAGCAGCUGCACCAACGAUAGCAGCAACCAGGGCGAACCAAGCAUAUCGCUGUCGCAACGCAAGAGGCGCUUACGCACUCAUUCCCCCGUAAACAGCCUGACGCCUUCGUUCAGCAAGCGGCCGCGUCUGCUGCCACCGCACCUUUACUGCAGCAUUAACCGAGAGAAGCUCAAGCUCAGCUUUGGGGCCUGCCAGGAGGAUCAGGCUGACGACCUUGAGGAGGAGGACGAGGGGAGCACCACGGCCACCGAUGAUUUAGAAGAGGAGGAGCUUACGCCGGUGAAUGGCCCUGGGCCGCGCAACAAUUCCACGCCGCGCCAGGGUCAUGAUGAGCUAAAUCCUCUCGUACUCACGCCGCAAAGUAUGCCUGAAUUGGCUAGUGCGAUAAUCAAGAACCAAGACUUCCAGGCGACACUAGUAAAGAACAUCAACGUAGCGUUGCAGACGGUGACUGUGAAUAAUCCGGCGGUAAGCUGUGACGCCAUGCUAGAUGGCCUGGUGAAGAACAUUCUGGAGGCCACUGAGAAGGAUCCCUCGUUCGAUCGCAUCAUCCAGGAGGUGGUGAUUGGGGAUCCUCCACCAGAUGAGGAAGUUCCUGGGGUGUCUAACGCUAUGGCUGCACCUACUGUCGCUGUCAUUCCGGCAGUCGCUGGUCAAGUGCCCCCGGCGGAACUACCCGUGGAUCCCGUGCCGCCGCAAACGCCACUCAUUAUUCGCACCGCCGUUGCAGCAACCACUGGAACCAAUGCGGAUCCCAACUUCUCCAUAUCAAAGCUGAUAGUACUGAACUCCAACGAGAGUGUCCAAAAAAUGGUGGCCGGCAUUGACACGUCUAAUGUAAGCUUCACCAGCGACGGCUUGAAUCUGAAUUUUGCCGAUCCGUCCUCAAUGCUCACCGAGGCGGAGGCGGCGGCUGGUGGACAGGUGUGUGUGGACGCCACCACCGGACAGCUGACGUUUCCCAUGUACCUUUCCAACGGCGGUCUGCUGUCGCACUUUCCAUUCCUGGUGAACAACGAGUGGGUGGCCCAGCAACUCGGGCCGGAUGCCUUCGCCAACGUGGAUGACUCGCACAUAGAGAUCUGCCUGCCGGAGCCUAUUACUCUGUCUGCCAAUCAGCUGCCUCCCAAUUCCAUAAUCAUUAACAGCGCCCAGAAACAACCACCUGCUCCAAGCACGGAGCCUCCUGUUCAGUUGAUAAAAGAGAACGUAAAAGGUGAGAAGGCGGUCAAGGUGUCGGCGCCAAAGGAGAAACUUGAGGAGCAACUGGAGGAGGAGCAGCGGAAGGUGCCACCCGCCUCCCUGGAUUCUUCCCGACAAGUUAUGGAGAGAGUCACGCCCUCCGCGGCGGGAAUAAUCAAUGUAAAGGCCUUCCGUAGUUUAUCCACUCCCCGAAAGAGAACCUCGCAUGUACGAACUUUAACUUUCUCCCCUAAGGUUCAUGCUGGUGGCGUCCUGCAUCCCAAUACGCCGCUCUCCACUAGGCGACCUGGUUUGCUGGCCAAAGCUAAAGAGAAGCCGAUUAUCAACCAUGUGGAGAUCAUCCAGCCAGCAUGCGAUCUGAGCUCAACCGAGGGACUUGGAGGUGUGCCACCUCUUUUCGCCAUGGAGGAGUGCAGCAACCAGACAGUGAUCAAGGCCCAUCCCCCAGCUGCAGCUCCGGCUGCUUCGUUGGUAGCCACGCCAAAAAGAAAACAGAAACGUCAAGCGGCAGUCAAGGCCUGCAAGCGGAUCAUCUCCCAAGCGGAAUCGGAAUCCAAGACGGACCAGGAUCAAGAUAAAAAUGUGCCCGGGAACACCUCCGCCAGCAGCACCUCCCCCUCCGCGCACGAUGACAGCGCUGAGGCCAGUAAGGAGAAUCUCCAGGAAGAGCAGAAAAUCGAAAGGAAGACGGACGGAGGAUGCUCUUCCGCCAGGGAACCGGUUACUGAGAACGAUAUGGCCGCCUGGCAGCGCCAGUUACAUGGCUCUAACUCGGACCUAGAGAGUCGACUGCGUGAGAUCAACUCCAAGCGCGAGGAGGUGAAGCUCACUGGUCGUUCGAGGCGUCUGAAGAAGAAGGCAACGCCCACUUCAAUUGCCACCAGAGUUCGAAAAACUCCGGUGGUUAAGGCGAAAGUGGAGUCAAAAAAUCAGAUCAAAAAGGCGCUGCGCAGUGUCGGUGAUUCCACUGAGAAGAUCAACAUCAAGAUAAUCACGCCUCAGAAACCUAAGGCUCUCAGAAAGAAGAAGGUGUUGGAAGUUAAAGAGGAAAUUAUAGAGGAAACUCUGGUGGAGGAAAUCGUAGAGGAAACUAUAGUAGAGGUCAAUGAAACGGACCAGCAAAAGGUAAAUGAUCCGGAGAAGGCUAAGGCAAAAGAUCAGGAUCAGAUGAAGGCACUUGUGGCAGAGCAGGCGCCCCCCAACAUGGCCAUGCUUCUGGACACGCCCUUUAAGGCGUCUCCCAUUGGGGCAGGAGCCGGUGAUGCAGCAGGAGGGGCCACUACAUCAAAGCAAGCCAGUGGCGCUGGAGUCGCUGCCAUCCCACCCACUCCAGGGAUGGCCAUUCCGCCGCUGGACACGCCUUAUGGUAAGCUGCCCAGCAGCAGCUUUCUUUUCGGCUCGGAUACCAAAAGUAUUAUGGACACGCCACAGCUGAGCGCCAUUACCCCUGGAUUCCGCUUGACACCCUUUGGCCAGAUUCCUGGUACUCCCGUGGGCAGCGCCGCCAAGACUGAAUACUCUUCGGGCAGCUCCUAUUAUCGUCCGGAUGAAGCGGAGCACACGGAUGCGAAUGCGCAGUGCGCAAUACAGCAGUGGGAGGAUAUCCAUGAGAAGACACAGCCAAAAGAGCGGUUUAAGGACAAGGGAAAGAAGAUAAUAACGGAGAAAGAGCUUCCUCAAAAGGGAGACGAGUCUCCGAAAGAGAAGAGGCAGCCAAGACAAAGAAAGCAAAGUCUUUAUCGGGAGGAGGAGCAUCCUGAGGACAACAAGAAGACACCUAAGCGACCGGAUAAGCAGAGCGAAGAGCAUGCGCAGAAAGAAGAGAUCGAUGUGGAUGAAAAAGAAAAGCUUUUGGAGAAAACACCAGCCGUUGUGAAGCAACCCGUUGUCCUGUCCUUGGAGCCCACCGUCCUCCGACGUGUGCGAUCCUUUGGUAGCGAGGCGGUGGACAGUGCUGAAUCCGCUGCAGCUGGCUCUUUCCCCUCGGAUCAUCAGCAGCUUCCGCACUAUAAACUGCUGCCUGGCUUGCCAGAGGCCAUUAUUGAAGGAUCCAGCAGUUCCAGCUCCUCGGCAACCAGCACUUCGAGUUCAUCCAGCUCGAGCUCAAGUUCCUCCAAUUCCACGUCAUCGAGCUCCUCAUCCUCGCAAAGUUCACACAGCGAAAGGAGCAAUCAGGGCGAUGCAAAGGACGAAAAUGUCGAAUUGGAGUGCCCCAAGGAAGACCAAGUGCUGCUCAACAUAGACAACCUUUCGAAUAUAAGCAGCACGGAGGACGAGGAGUGGCUAAAGGCAGCCACCGGCUUGCUGGAUAAUGCGGCGCACCCCAUGCUGGCCAUUGACAGUCUGCCUGGUCAAUUGGUUAGCCAGGAUGGCGAGGUGCGCUAUCCUAUACGGAAUUGGCUCACACCAAGCAAGGAGCAAGCCCAGGAGGCUAAUACUAGUGGAGAAUCGCGAACCCUUCCACCACUCCCUGCUCCAAUGGGCGCUCGAAUCGGUGUUGCCCCUCCGCUGCCUCCACUUCCGCCAGCUGAUCCUCAGCCACCACCACCACCACCUCCUCCUCCUUCGCCGCAAAUUGCACCGGCGCCCACCGUAAUCCUCCAACAGGAGAACCAACGCAAGAAGCUAGACGAGAAGCGCCAACGUGUGAUGGCCAAGUUCAAGGAGCAAUCCCAGCCAGCCAAGAUCCAAAGCAAAAAGACUGCCACCAAGAAAUUUACUGCCAUGCGCGAAACUGCCAAGCUGGCCAAUCCCAGCAUCCAGAAGUCACCGAAAAAGCGGGAGCACGUCGAACCACUCAAAACCAAGGGGGCUAGAAAGGAAAUCGAACCAACUGUGAAAGUGGAGGCCACAAAGAGUUCCGAUCUUUCAGGCGCUGCACCCAAAGAUGUGCCGAUAGAUCCACCACCCAGCAAACUGGAUCCCGCCCUGCUCAUCGCCCUCAAUCUUUCGGCCAAAAAGCAGGAGCCCUUAACGACCACGGACAAGCCCAAGGUAACCCGUGCAGCGGUGGAGAUUGCGGCACAGCCUGCACCGGGGAAACGAGGACGUCCCAAGAAGGCACUGACCGGAGAAACGACCAAGAUCUGCAUGCGUCGAUCCUCGAGGCUAAUCGACAAUAAAACGCCAGCUCCCGAGGAGCCCUUCAAAGCCAUUGGCGACGAUCAAACAAAGGCCAACGAUAAGGCGAGCACCAAAAAGCCGGUCAAGAAACGCGUCGAAGCCAGGGUGCCCUCCUCCACGACCAGCGCUUCAGCACUGCCAAUGGUGGCGGAAGCGGAAUCCACACAGGGAUCUCCAGAGCAACAAAAGGGGAAGACCAAGACUAUCCCACGGCCUCGAUCCGAGCCCAGUAGCGACUUCGAGCUGGACAUCUGCCUGAGUAGCAGCCAAGAGCGUUGCACCUUAACGCACUCCUAUGAGGACAACGGACCCAAGUCCAGCAAUCCGAUGAUGCGCCAGCCGGCGAGCUAUUUCAAGAGCUAUCAGAUGCAACUGAUGACCGAGGACGACCAGGUGCGCACAAUGCGCACCACCAAUUUCCAGAUGCUCAAUCUCAACCAACAAUUGGCUAGCGUCAUUCGCAAUAUACCCAAGAAGCGGAUACGCCGCCUGACCAGCAAUAGUGGAGCAAUUGCAAUGGGAGGAAGUGCAAGUGGAACUGGAACGGAAGUCGCUGCUGCUGGAGAUCAGCCCUCGGCCACGUCCACGCCGCUGGUGGAGAAGCCUCCGUCCAAAAGCGAUCCGCAAGAUGAGGACGAUCUGGAGGUGGCUGCCAUAAAUUCAACUCCGAAAGCAGCGACCAGUAGCAGUGGAGGUGGAGACGAGGAAACCCCCGAGAAUCCUGCACAGCAGAAGGAUUCACAGAACCAGAACCACAGCGUGGAGAUCGAGGACAUCGAGUCGAUACUAUCGCACCUGCAUGGCACCUGAUUUUAGCUCCAUUUUAAUAUUAACAUGUACACCUAAAACCGCUCGUUGGCAAUCAUGGGAGUACUUCUCUCAGCUUUUUAAGCGCAUCUAGUUAAGCGUAGAAAAGGAAAAAAGAGAAUUUUUAUCAUUAAUUUAAUCACAGUACGUUACUCAAGCAACCUGUAAUCUUGUGCCCCAAGGAUCGUUAUCAUUCAAAUAUUUAUUUUCGCCGUAAGUUGAGACGGAGCAGCACAACCUGCUCACACAACAUUCAAAAGAAUAUCCCAGAAGAAUCGCUAAUUUAUGUUUAAUUAUCCACAUUCGUAUAUAUAAAUAUAUAGAAAUAUAUAGCGCUGUAUAUUGAUAGAAAGUUGAUUUAAUAGUUAAGAUCCGUUUUUUUGUAUUAGUAAGACCCAGCCCGAACAAAAAUUUAUGAUUUGAUUUUUUUGUACUAUAUCGGAAAACGUGAAUAUAAGGAAAUAAC